GUGAAAGACGCGACAUCUUGUUGUCGUACCCCUGUAUCCCGUGAACCAAAUGCAGGAAACGCACGGGGUCUUGAAUUCGGAGCUGGCGGAGAAGGAUUUCGAGGUGGUUUGGCCACAGUCAAACGCGCAGGGAAGCGACAGUGACGCAGUAGUCUCCCGAGGCCUACCAAUUAGAAGGAAGAGUCGUUUAUUCGAAACUAUGGUCGAAACCAGCAUGUAGAAGCCAAGGUCAAAGAGCUUGUCAAAAGCCAGUCCUGCAAUAAGUUAAACCUAAAG
This is a messenger RNA of Suillus subaureus, 276 nucleotides long. RefSeq lists its product as uncharacterized. Lineage: Eukaryota; Fungi; Basidiomycota; Agaricomycetes; Boletales; Suillaceae. The record is from RefSeq and is a predicted model, not a curated record. The transcript has a single exon. The coding region runs from base 50 to 220 and encodes 56 amino acids.